AACUCGCCUCCAAAGUGCGUCACAUAGGACUGUAUCAAGUGUAGGAAACAGAUGACCAGCAGGGUCAUGUGGCGCUCAUCACAACCUGUGCGCAGAUAAGUUGAUGAAACAGCACCAGAGGAUGUCGUGCAUUUUCCUGAUGUCAGACGCCUUGAACUUCUUCUUGGGUCGAGACGCCUCCUUCCUCUCAUCACUAAAAGGAGAUUGUAAUCUUUUGCUGCUCUGGUGCUGAAACUCGCCCUCGCUGACCCUGGAUCAGCACAUCUCCACACGUCUGUCAUCCCAUCAAUAGACUAUACACCUUGAGGACAUCCUGGCGUUAUCUCUCUCUGACUCUGUCGUUUUUUUGGCUUUGCAAGUGGAAACUGACUCCAGUUGGCCAGGAGUCUGGAAAUUUCUUACAAGAGGUGAUCUGAUUUCUGCUGCAGCUGUGGAUGUGAGACCAAAGAGGACCACAUCACAUGGGAGUGUGUGCCAGUCUGUGUGAGGGUGUGUGUUCAGGCCUCCUGCCGUCGCCCGCUCUUUUAGGACAGGCAUGGCGGGGGGCAGAGAGCGCGGCUCCCGGACACAGAGGCCGUGGUCGGUGUACCGGGCCAACACAUUUGAACUGUCGAGUGAGAUGAUCGGCCUCGCACUUGCAGGAAAUAGUCAGGACCCAGAUGAGCCUGUGCUGGAGUUCAGUGUUGCCUGCACAGACCUGCUGACUCCUGCUUUGGAUCGAAAACCUAACAGCUUUGUAGCAGUGAGCUGCACGACGCCACCGCAGGCCUUCUGGACCAAACACGCCCAGACUGAAGUCAUAGAGGGCACCAGUAACCCCAUCUUCCUCAGCAGCAUCGCCUUCUUCCAGGAGUCCAAUAUCACACAGCAGACACAGGUCAAACUGGCUGUGUACGAUGUCAAGGACCGCUCACAGGGGACGAUGUACAUGUUGGGCUCUGCACUGUUUCCUGUGAAGGAGUUGUUGCAAGAGCGGAGCCACAGAUUACAGCUUGAACUCAGAUCAGCAGAGAACCAGCGGGUGGGGAAUAUCAACAUAGCGGCCUGGCAGAUGGAGGAGAGAGCAGAUCAGAGGAUGUCAGUCGGUCGGCUGCCGGACAGCAUCAACGGCCGGACUAUGCUGCCUGUUGAUGAAAGCCUCACAGAAUCAAUGGGAGUCCGAAUAAAGUACGCCUCGUUAUGCAAAGACAACCUGCUGCGCUCAGUGUUUGGAGGCACAAUGUCACGGAUGUACCGCUUCCCCACAACAGAUGGGAACCACCUACGGGUGCUGGAGCAAAUGGCUGAGAGCGUCCUCUCAUUAAACAUCCCCAGACAGUUUGUCAAACUGCUGCUGGAGGAGGACGCAGCCAGGGUGUGUGAGCUGGAGGAGCUGGGAGAGUUAUCACCCUGCUGGGAGAAUCUGAGGCGACAGAUUGUCUCUCAGUACCAGACCAUAAUCCUCACAUACCAGGAGACACUGUCCGACCUCAACAACUAUAGAGGGCCAUCAUUUAAAGCCAGUAACCUGAAAGCAGAGAGGAAGCUUGAGUUCAUGUCAACAAACCUUCAUGUUCAGAGAAUGAGGGUGCAAGAUGAGCUGGGCUUUGAACACACGUAUGAUGUGAUAACAGUCGGAGCUCCAGCUGCUCACUGCCAAGGUUUUAAAAACAGCGGUUUGAGGAAACUUAUCCAGAAGUUUGAAGAGGCAAAGAAACACGUAUAUGAGGAGGAAUGCAGUGCUCUCUCCAGCUCUCAGUCCAUCGUCUACAUACCCCAGGAUAUCGUCAGAGCCAAAGAGAUCAUCGCCCACAUCAACACGCUGAAGACACAGGUCAGUUACUACACAGAGAGGCUUUCCCGAGCCGCAAAGGACCGAUCUGCCAGCGGACUGGAGAGGACGCUUGCUAUUCUGGCAGACAAGACUCGUCAGUUGGUCACAGUAUGUGACUGUAAACUACUAGCGUCUGCCAUUCAGGCCUUGAACGCUGCCCGGCCAGAGUACAUCGCUUCCAAAGCGUCUCCCUCUGCGGACUCAGAACAAGUUGUCCUUCGUAAUGAUCAGGACACACUGCUGGCAAAGUGGAGUGGUCGCAAUAGCCGAUCAUCACUUCAAGUAGACUGGCAAGAGGAGGAGUGGGAGAAGGUUUGGGUGAAUGUGGACAAGUCUCUGGAGUGCAUCAUCCAGCGUGUGGACAAGCUGCUUCAGAAGGAGAGGAGACCGAGUGACAGCAGUCAGGACAGCGGCCAGGCCGACCUACAGGGUGGCACCGGCAAGAAAGAUGAUGGAAAAGGGGGAGCUUUCUGGAUCAACCCUGACAGUUUAUCACAGGAUUCUCCAUCAACACCCUCCUCAUCACAUCCACCACCAUCCUCUUCAUCAUCUUCAUCACUCGCACCAUCCUCCUCUCAUCCUGCCCUUUCUUCUGAACGUCCUCCCAGCCCUGAACAAGAGCCACAUGGAAGUCCAAUAGCUGAGGAGGCGUACCCAGGGGAGUGGAGCGAGGCGUUGUACCCUCUUCUCACCACACUCACUGAGUGCGUCGCUAUGAUGAGUGACACAGCCAAAAAGUCCAUGGUGUUCCUGCUGAUGCAGGACAGCGCCCCGACGAUAGCUAUGGAUCUUUCACUGCAGUACCGCCGUGAUGUUGUCUUCUGCCAAACGCUCACUGCUCUCAUCUGUGGCUUCAUUAUCAAACUAAGGAAUUGUCUCCGUGACAACGGAUUCCUCAGACAGCUCUACACCAUCGGCCUUCUCGCUCAGUUCGAGUCCCUGCUCAGCACCUAUGGAGAGGAGCUGGCUAUGUUGGAGGACAUGAGUGUUGGCGUCAUGGAUCUUCGAAACGUCACUUUUAAGGUGACCCAGGCCACUGGUAGCUCCGCCCCCGACAUGCUGCCGAUUAUCACAGGGAACAGGGACGGCUUCAACGUCAGAAUCCCGCUGCCUGGAACCAUGUUUGACGCCUUACCUCGGGAGAUCCAGAGCGGGAUGCUGCUGAGAGUGCAGCCAGUGCACUUCAACGUCGGCAUCAACGAGCAGCAGACGCUCGCUGAGAAGUUUGGAGACACAUCAUUGCAGGAGAUCAUCAACUUGGAGAGUCUGUCUAGGUUAAAUUCAUACUAUGAGCAGUUUAAAGAAGUCCUGCCUGAAGACUGCCUCCCCAGGUCUCGUUCCCAGACUUGUCUCCCUGAGCUGCUGAGGUUUUUAGGGCAGAACGUUCACGCCAGAAAAAACAAGAACGUGGACAUCCUGUGGCAGGCAGCUGAGAUCUGCCGUCGGCUAAAUGGGGUUCGGUUUACCAGCUGCAAAAGCGCCAAAGACCGCACCGCUAUGUCUGUGACCCUGGAGCAGUGCCUGAUCCUGCAGCACGAGCAUGGCAUGGCACCACAGGUGUUCACACAGGCCCUUGACUGUAUGCGCAGUGAGGGCUGCAGACGGGAAAACACUGUGAAGAACGUUGGAUGCCGGAAAUACGCGUUUAACUCACUGCAGCUCAAAGCCUUCCCCAAACAUUACCGACCGCCUGAUGGUACCUACGGGAAAGUCGAAACCUGAUCGGACCUCUGCGCUGGGAAAUUAACAGACAGUUCUUUGGUUAGGAAAGCUGUGAUUAUUCGGGAUACAAUCAGACGGACACUGUUUGUCACAGAAGCAGCUGUGUUGGAGAUUUUAGAUUAGAGUUAUUUGCAAGAAAACUCAUUUUCAUUUACCUUAAUUAGCAGAGAAAAACUUCCGCAACAUUCGUCAAAUAACUGUUUUUAAGUACUGUAUUAUUUGCUUCUGCUGUAUUAUGCAUAACUAUCCAACAAUGUUUUUAUUUCUUCUAGAGAAAUGUACAUGAAAGCACUGCCUCACCCUGAUAAAGCACUGAUAUCAUCAAUGUCACACACUUCAACAUUUAUAUUUAUGUUCAGUGAUGGAAGUCAAGAUGAAAAUCUUCAAAAUCACAUGUUCCAGUUUAAUCAUGUAUAAAUAAAUAUGAUAAAAACUGACAAUGAUUAAUUGUCAAUCCCACAGUA
This is a messenger RNA of Cheilinus undulatus (humphead wrasse), 3999 nucleotides long. RefSeq names its product inositol polyphosphate-4-phosphatase type I A-like. The record is from RefSeq and is a predicted model, not a curated record. Gene Ontology annotation, molecular function: phosphatidylinositol-3,4-bisphosphate 4-phosphatase activity. The transcript has 30 exons. Bases 536 to 3535 code for a protein of 999 amino acids. NCBI's taxonomy places the organism in Eukaryota, Metazoa, Chordata, Actinopteri, Labriformes, Labridae. Gene Ontology annotation, cellular component: cytoplasm.